Pieris brassicae (large cabbage white) is the source of this 3974-nucleotide messenger RNA. RefSeq names its product putative helicase mov-10-B.1. Gene Ontology annotation, molecular function: 5'-3' RNA helicase activity; RNA binding. The transcript is spliced from 20 exons. The record is from RefSeq and is a predicted model, not a curated record. NCBI's taxonomy places the organism in Eukaryota, Metazoa, Arthropoda, Insecta, Lepidoptera, Pieridae. The coding region runs from base 313 to 2973 and encodes 886 amino acids.
CCGUCGAUGGACUAGGAACGCCUUCGUGCGCAAAUCCAAGACUCUGUAUUUAUACGUCUCUCGCUUCGUAUAGAUAUUAUACAGAAGGUACUCUGUGGGCGGGGAUUACCGUCUACCGUUGGUGACGCAGUUUCAGCAGUUUGGUUGUUUAUUAUUGACUGUUGCUUGUUAUGAGUUAAGCCAUUAUUCGGUAUAUUCGGCCUUUCGGCCGAUUUGCGUAUCGGUUCAUAUAGUAAAGUGUGGCAAGAAUUGUUAAACGAAGCUAUAUUUUACGGAUCACGACUGUGCAGAGGCUGUUUUGCAAAAUUAAAUAUGAAUUCGUUUUGUAAAGUUUGUGGUUUUGUUGACGAAGCGUACGAUGAAAAUCUUCUAAUCCAUCAUGAGGAUACUCCAAAACAUAUGUGUAAUUUGAUUUUACUAAACUAUAAUAAUAACAAGUCCCACUUCAGUAAAAAUAGACAUGGGGUAAAAAUUUUUGGCCAUGCAAAAAGUUUGUCUACGGAGACGGCAUAUGCUAGGAAAGUUGAAAAUUGCAACCACCACAAAAUUCAAAUUGUUGUAAAACCACAACAGCAAGUAAAGUUUACAUUUGACAUUAGUAAUGACAUGAAAAAAGAGGAUCUGUUUAUAAUUGGUGUUCAACUUGCCCACCCUCAACCACAAUUUCUCAUGAAAGAAAAUCCAUUCAUAUUUGGCGAAGAACCAACUAUCAUUGCAAAAAAAACAUCAUUGAAGGGAAAGGUGUGCAUAUUAUUUAAUGCAGCAGAUAUUGGACAGUAUGAGAUGCCAAUUAUGUUUACUCUUUUCCGUAAAAGUGAUAAUAAGAACCUUAUAUUCAUCAGAGAAAUGGUAGUGUUAGUACAAGAGCACAUUGAAACAUACACCAGCAUCAAAUACCCAUACACAAAUCAAGUUUGGGAAAAAGCACCAGUGUAUGUCAGUUCCACAAGCCAGCCAUCUUGUUCGAACUACACAGUUCCCAAGUUAUUGAAGACUCUCUUGCCCCUUGGACUGGAAGAGACUUCAUUAGAGGGCUUGAAUUUACCUACUGAAGAACGAGAACAGCUCGGGCUCUUAAUGAAUUCAACCAAAAUGAUCUUCGAUGAGGGCUACAGCAAGAGGAAUUAUGUGGCCUUCUUCCAUCAUCUCCUGUGGUGGGAAGAAGUGAUUGCGAAGAUUAACUUGCGGAAUUACAACAUGUUCGGCGUGAUGCUUGUAAAGAAAGAUGAAUUCUUUGUACUCGAAGUACCAGGCCUGGCCGAGAAGCGACCAUCUUUGUUGCGAGGUGAUAGAGUGUAUGUUCGUCCACAAGGCGCGCCAGAUUAUAUGUUCGAGAGCACAAUUAAACAUAUCGAAGAUAAUACUGUCUUGCUGGCUGGAAUGGACUCAAGCUUUUUGAUGCUCUACUAUCCCGAAUCAUUAUUUGACGUCCGAUUCAUGAUGUCGCGUGUGCCAAAAGAGCGGAUGCAUGACGCCGUACACAAACUCUUUACGAGUAAACAAGAUUCGAGAGUAUUUCCCCAAAUGAAUCUGAAGAAGGUGCCUCUUCAAAAGAUCACCAGAUUCCAUAACGACAGAAUAGCUAGCAACCCAGAACAGCGAUCUGCCGUUACACACAUAGUGUCAGGGACCCACGGCCUCGCCCCGUAUAUUGUCUAUGGCCCGCCCGGAACUGGAAAGACUAUGACCAUUGUUGAGGCGAUUACUCAGCUUGUGGUCCGUAACCCAAGGAACCGGGUGUUGGUAUGCACCGACUCAAACAUGGCGGCAGAUCACAUCGCUUUGAUGCUUCUUCAGUAUAAUAAGCAACUCAACAUUACCAACUUUCUAUUCCGAGCUAACUCUCAGUGCCGUGAAUGGACGGUGAUGCCGCCGGCAUUAGCACCAGUGUCCAAUGGUAUCAGCUACGAGACGUUUUAUUCAGUUGGCAACGCUCAAGUGGCUACGUACAGGAUACUAGUGACCACGCUGUUGCAUGCUGCUAAAUAUGCAUCACCGCGCAGCCAGGCAUCUCAAAAACUUGUCAUGACCCAUCUGUUUGUGGACGAAGCGGCUCAAGCGUCUGAACCAGCGGUGUUGGUCCCCAUCACGGGUCUAUUGGCUCCCAAUGGGAAGCUGGUUCUGGCCGGUGACCCCCAACAGUUGGGACCCGUUUGCAUUUCCAGAGAUGCGAAGGAGAGGGGUUUAGGCUGCUCGUUGUUGGAGCGUCUAUGCACGACGUACUCGAACAUGUACGAAUCAAACCCGAACUACAUGACAAUGCUCGUGCAGAACUUCCGCUCCGACCCUGAUAUAUUGGCCAUACCCAAUGAAUUAUUCUAUGGAAAUAAUCUAAAGGCCUUUGCCCCAUCGGACCCGUUGAGCAAAAUCAGUAUCCUCGGUCUACCUGGCGGAAAAAGUGCAGUUGUCUUCCACGCAGUUAACUCUCGAGAACAAAGAAUGGGAAAUGCGCCCAGCUAUUUCAAUGAGAGGGAACUGGAAAUGUUGAAGCGCUACACACAAGCCUUGCUUGAGGACUACAGUGUGUUGCCAAAGGAUAUUGGUGUGAUCGCACCAUACAUCCGACAGGUGUACAAGAUGAAGAACUGGCUCAAAAGUAUCAACCAACCUGACAUCGAGGUGGGGACAGUGGAGUCGUUCCAGGGUAAAGAGAAGAGGGUGAUCCUUGUGUCGACAGUUCGGGCAAACUGUCGUCUACUUGAGUAUGAUGCCAAAUACAGCCUGGGCUUCUUGGUUGAUGACAAGCGUUACAACGUGACGUUGACACGAGCUAAGGCAAAGCUCAUAAUAAUCGGAAGCCCGAGUUGCCUCACAAGAGAUGAAAAGUGGCGAAAAUACAUGGACUUCUGUAAAGAGAAGGACAGCUACUACGGCUUGGAAUCUCAGCAAAUUGAGAGGUCUACCUCCCUUUUGGUGGAAAUAGCGAAGACUCGGUUUGACAGGUGCCGCUUGUCGGACGAGCUCAAGGACUAAUAGACAGGUAAGAAGAAAGGUCCAAGUCCAUCAAACAAAACAAAAAAAUUCGGAAAGCAUAUAUGAGAUGAAUUGAACUACAACAAAAUAUAUCGAGUUGUCAGUUUUAUUUUAUUGAUGUUAUGCUCAUUAGGUAUUUAAUAUAUGUCUAAUUAAAUUAAUUAUUCAUAUUAACAGGAGACAUUGUCUCCUACAAAAAAAAAAAAAAAGUAGUAGCUGGUAAGAUUUAAGGAUUACAUAGAUGUUUUUAAUAGAUUAUUACCUGUUCAUUUUAAGUAUUUCAACGAAAUAUAUUGUGCUGAAAUUACUGUAGUUGAAAUAAUAGGUUCACUUUGAUCUGUUUCUUUUAUUACAUAAGCUUUUAUGUCAUUCAAUUUUCUUCUUAGAUGAUAAUGCCGCUAAAUAUAAAAAUGGCUAUGAUAUCUUAAAAGAAAGUAAAAUAAUAAUGAUUAGAAAUUCAAAUGUAUUUUAAGAGAUUUCACAGAAAUUAAACUAUCAUGACAACUAUUUGUGAUCUUUAUUCUUCUAGUCUUCUACAAAAAAAAAUUUGAUGGCCUUUUUUCUCAAAAUCUAUUACUAACUGCUAGAUAGUAAAAUAAGUAUUUUUUAUUUUUUCAAAAGAGCUAAGUUAGCAUCAGGCAUUGCUAAAAUAACAAUUACAGUAUUGUUUUUACAUUUUUAUAUUAUAUUCAGCGUUUUUAUAUCUGACUGACAUUGAUUUCAUACUAUUUUGUCUAAUCACCUAUCGGCUCUCUUUAUUUCACCCUGUCACAAGGUAAUAUAUUGUGAUAUUUGUUAUAAUGGUUUUAAUACCUAUAACAUUACUAUAUUAUGUAGUAUUAUAUUAUUUAGAUAUAAGAAAUACAAUAUUUUUUAUGGACAGCUGUAUUGUCAUUUGUGAAUUUAUAAUGUGGUUGAAUGUUCAAGUUGACUUGAAUUAUUUUAUUAAAAAGAAAUUACGAUUGCAAAAUAAUUUGAUGUGUACUUAUAUCAAUUAGAUA